Messenger RNA from Paramisgurnus dabryanus, 4874 nucleotides. It is a transcript of the gene topaz1, whose product is annotated as testis and ovary specific TOPAZ 1. NCBI's taxonomy places the organism in Eukaryota, Metazoa, Chordata, Actinopteri, Cypriniformes, Cobitidae. The record is from RefSeq and is a predicted model, not a curated record. Gene Ontology annotation, biological process: spermatocyte division.
AUGUGUUAUGUGGUGUGGGACCAGGGUGGGCCAAGCCUCGUGGUGGGCGAGGCCCACUCAGGCCCCCCAAAAGCAGAACUCCCCCAACCCCGUGGAGUCGGCCUGAAACCCAACAAAAAAAGACGUUCAAAAUGUUUGCUCUCACUUCUAUCACCCUAUUUAUCUCUGAUUGCAGAUAUCCAUUCAAAAGUUGAGUUGAGGAGAUGUCUUAGGUUGAGCUUGAAGAAGGACCUCAAGCGAUUGGUGAAAAAUUCGUGCUGUGCUUUGUGUGGUGAUGUAAAAUACAGGCCUCCCCCUAGUAAAAAUCUGGCCCGUUUACUCAAACGCAGGCCGAGAGCUGGCCGACCCAGGCUGACUGAACGGUGGAAAAAAUCCAGAUAUAUUUCAGAACCCCUUCAUCCCCCGACCACGCAGAAUUUCCAAUUUGAAAAGUCCCCCGUGGUGAAACUAUGUGACGUAGCCAGAGUGUUUGCGAUAGCCUCGCGUGAUUUCUCAUGUGUCUUGCCACCGAUACUAGAAAGAAAGAGAAAAUGCACAAGUGUUGGGUGCUUAAAGAGAGAAUUUCUGGUGCAUCCUCAUCACCAUGACAUCAAGAAGCAUAGGAGUAUGAUUGCCAACCAAUCCUGGGAAGUUUCCACUCCAACCAAUAGCUGUGCUUCUUUCUUAUCAGGUGAGCCACCAUUGGGAGCUACAGGAAGCCAGUACGUUUCAGAGACAGCAGAGACUCGAGAUGGAUGUGCAAAGGACUCGGAUGGUUAUCUUGCAAGGAAUCCUGAGAGCAGGAGGAUGAGUCAGGCUGAAGGAACCACCUCUGUACUUUCGCAGUGUGGUGGUCAGGUGUGCUCAAUGAAGAACAUCAAAGAAAGGUGUGAGGGUACAUCCAGCCUGGAGCGUCGUAUACCGCCUCUAAUACUCAGAAGAGUUAAUGCAGGUAAUGGUUGUGAUUCCCGAGGUGAGGCUGACAAUGAGAAUGGUGAUUUCUCUCUAGAUGAGGCGGAGGAGGACAAUGGAGGAAGUGACGAUUCUGAUGCUGAGCUGAACUCGCCCGAAUGUUUCUCCUGCCAGAGAACGCAAGCUUAUGUGUUUUUCCAUCAGCCGUCUUGUGCCCGUGCCUGCAAAACUUGGCCCUUUCCCAGGACGGGCCCUCCUGAAGAACUGAGGUCAUCGUUGCGCACCGGACCUUGCUGGAUUGUUAACAAGUCAUUCCUUGUCACCACGCCGACUGCUCUCAGUGAAACAACUAAAUGCUUAUUGGAUAAUGAUUUUCAAUAUAAACUUUGCCAGCUGACAGAGCAAAGCCUGGGUAGUGCGGAAACAAAAGAAGUACAGGUUUCUUUAGGUGAGAAUGCGUCCGAACCUACAGAACUUGAGUCAAACCAAAUUGUACAGGAAGCUUUUGAGGAUUCCAGCGAUGUUCUUGAGCUCUCUGCACCUACUGGAAAUGAACUGGUUAACAACAACAAACUUACUGGUCUUGGUCAUAUAGUGGAAAAUCCAAAUGUCUUACUUGGCACGCCUGAUCGGCAAGCCAUCUCGGUUGGACCCAAAAAUCUGCAUGAUAUUCCUCUCUUCGGAACAGACAAUCCAAACUUGGCAACCGGAUGUGAAACUGGAUGUGCUUUAAAUUCCAACUGUACCCAAAUCAGUACCUACAUUGUCAGCCAAACCUCAAGUGCUCCAGCAGGGGAAAUUCAAGAAGAGCCCAAAAUUGAUGUUGGGGCCUUAACGCUUUACAAUCCAGACACUCUCUCUGAACUAUGUCUUAAAGUCGAAAUGCUUAAAGCACAGUGCCCAUCCUCAGCGAUGACCCCUUCAACAACCAAACAGGGUACUCAAAAUGCAGUCACACUUGAAUUCAGCAGCAAUACACAGUCUUCAGGAAAGAUUCAGUCACAGUCUUCAGUCACAGAUUCAUCAUCUUCUGCGAAUGAGAAUGAACAUGACAGCAGUCUGUCUUCAGAUGUGAACCUUGUGGAAUAUGAUGAUGCUGAGAUUUUGGGGUCUAAUGACCCCACCACAGGGACCCCACCACAAUCAUCACAGCGUUGUGCAGUUGACAGUUUUCUGGAUGUUUCCCGAGCAUAUGAAGAAGAUGUCCUUGUACUGGAUGUGAUACAAGAUGAUCCAGAGUUGUUUGGCACUAUUGUCACUGAAACAAUCAAAACACCAGAAACAUUGGAAGAGGACAGUAUGGAGGCUCUGUCAAAAUGUCAAACUGGGAAUCACUGUAAGAUUGUGUGGGACUUGGAUACGGACAGCAGCAGCAAAUCUAUCCCAACCGCUACAGAUGUAGAGAUGAAGAAUGUGGAAGAUGGUAGUACAGUAAAUGAGAGAGAGAGUUGCAAAGCUCAGCCUAUCCAGAGCCUCCAGGUCCCAUGUGCUUUAAAGCCACAGGCUGCCAUAGACUUGAAUAACAACCAGGAGAUCAAAAAUAGCAACAAUCUGUACAGCAUUAAGACAAUAAACACAACAACAAGAAGGCUUGUAAUGGACAUGAGCAAUAUCGGACAUGGUUACACUUCUGCUUUAAGAACUUCAAAUAAUUACUGUAAAUUCUACUUUAAUGAACACAACGUCUGCCAUCGAAGUACCUGUUGGUUCCUACACAUGCCAAAGGAUGGAGAUGAAAUGUUCUGUAUGGAUAGAAUACAAACUUUCUGUUUGGUUGGUAUCCCUCCAAUUGUACUACGAGCAGUCGAGGUGUUUAUGGGAUAUUACAGCAGAUGUUCCCCUGGUGUGAGUUUUAGUUUGGAGAUUGUCCGUUUUUUGCUGUCAUCUCUUCUCAAUCUGGGCUUCUUGAGGGAGUUUAUGGACGUCAUCAACUUGCUUCUCACACACAAGAGUCCACCUCCUCCUGAGAUUGUGUUAUCUGCUUUUAAACACGUGAGGGACAGAGGCCUGAUCGACUUUGUAUCUGAGCUUAUUUUACUCACCUCAAAGGUUGUUGAGGCUGGAUGUGUAUUUAGUGUUGAUCAGUGUGAAGUCAUGCAGAGUCACCUGCAAAUGAUGCAGGUUCCCAGACGGCAGAUGGACAUUUUCCUCAGUGUCAAAUGCAGAGCUCUGGCAACUAAUCCUCUUACCGCUCAGAUUUCUGAUCUGGCCCAAGCUGUUGUGAGGGUAGAGAUGUUGAAGCAUCAGGAGGACUGGUUACGUCUGGCACACGUCUUCUGUGAUGUUUGUGUGGGUCCACACAGUAACACUGAACUUCACAGGUUCUACUGCUGUGUUACCAUGGCACUGUUAAAGGAAACCAAAGACAAACUUACCCUCCCGUAUGAAGUGUUUGCUGAAUCAGUAUGUCAGCAGGUCCCCUUUGAUGACAUGGUAAAAAUCGUCCUGGGGAGAAUCGGAGUCUCACUGAUUUUAAGGUACCACAGGACACGAGAAUGGAAUAAGGGAGUAAAGCUCAUCAAUGUGAUGUUCAGACUGCACAUUGAGUUCACCACACUUAAAGGGCUUAUGGGUAAUGAAUACAAGGUGUCCCGUUGCCAUAUGGUCACCACUGCAACUGAACUCUUCAUCUACAGUGGUAGUAUUGAAGGCGCUCUGAAAAUGCUCAGAGCUGAUAACUGGUUCGUGACCUCAAACGUGUGGCCAUGUGACCCACCUGACAUUGAAUAUCGAAAGCGUGUCUUGACUCUCUUAGCAGGGAAGACUUCACACAGAGACACCUUUGACAUUCUUGCUAACUUGCCAGGACUGAAACAACCUAUAAAUGGUGUCCAGAUAAAUGGGUAUACUGAAAUGUUCAAUGACCAUCUGCGUCUGUGUGUGAUGAAGCAGACAUUGCCGGUCGCUGCGGAUAUUCUCGAUUUCAUGUUAACACAGGGGAUGGUUCCUGAAACCCUUCAGCUACAGAGCCUCAUUCACAAACUGGGCAAGCAGAACCACUGGAGCCGUGCAAGAGCGCUCUUUAAACGUGCUCGGUCAGCAGGCUAUUACUCUGCAGUGGUGUGCGAACUGGACGGUCUGUUUCUGCCCUGUAGUCUCAGUGAGAUUGAGAUGACGCUGGCCUUCGAGAUGUUCAUCACCUUCAUUAAAACAAACCUUCAGACCCCAACUGGAUCCACCCAGCCCCUUCUCAUCACGCUUAAACGGCAAGGUGAUGUUGAGGACGUAACCGAGAGCGUGUACCUGGCAGCUGGCUGUCGGCUCCUCUCCGCAGCACUCAUACCGAACCCCAAAUUGAGCAUCCGCUACACAGCUGUCAAUCAAAGACAGGAGCAGUUGUUUCUUCUGGACCGUGGCUCAGCCCACAAAUGGCUUUCUCAAAAUGAGCAGUGGGCACUGGAGAUGUGGGUAAGUUAACCGAAGCUUGUGAAGAGUGCCAAAGGUCUCGCGCUAAUCAAGUUAACCCAUGCGUUUCAAACUGUUAUGUGAAACUGGUUGCACAUUUUUAUUUAUGUGGCGUUUCUGUUCAUCUUGUUUGUGUUUUCUGUUAUAUAUUUUUGUUAAAAACUUUAAAAGACAUGACCGUUUUAAGUUGUCAUUUUUUGUUGUUCUUUCAAGGUCCUUAACAUAAUGUAUAUGUACCUUUUAAAAAGGAUCUAUAGAAGAUUAACUGUUGUCAUCUGAGGCCACAAACUUUAGAAAGUUCAUACAGAAGAUAAGGCUAAUAAUAAAACACUAUGUUUUCUAAAACAUCACGUCUAAAAUAGUUUGUGCCUCAUCUGUAAAUAUUUCUUUUAUGUGCAGUGUAGUUUUUGUGCAAGUAUCAAGAUAGUUGGACUGUUACCAUUCACUAUGCAAAUCAGAAAUAUCUUCUGUGAUUAAGAUAAAAAUCCCUGAAUGCAGCAGUUCUGAGUAGCACUUUACAUUAAAAUAAAAGCUAUUUCAUCAUUGGGUACAUUUUGGUCUGGUUUGUCAAGUGAUGU